UCUGCGAAUCUCCUUGGGAAAUAUCAUACCUACCUAUAACCAUGCAGUUUUGGAAAGGUGGCUGCUUGCUGGCUAAAAUUAUUGAAUUCUUGGAUAUUUAAUUUGAACACACCAUGGACACUGUGGAAGCAAUUCUCUCUUUCUUGGUAGUUGUGAUAAUAAUCGUGUCGUUGCUGUCCAACUUGCUGGUGCUGAUCUGCUUCCUGUACAGCCCGGAGAUCCGGAGGCAAGUGCCGGGUUUGUUCAUCCUCAACUUGACAUUUUGCAACCUGUUGCUCACCAUAUCCAACAUGCCUUUGACUUUGGUUGGAGUUAUCAACAAGGGGCAGCCCGGCAGUGGGGGGCUGUGUCAGAUAGUUGGUUUCUUGGACACCUUCUUAACCACAAAUUCUAUGUUGAGUAUGGCAGCACUGAGCAUCGACAGAUGGAUCGCUGUUGUCUUUCCCCUGAGCUACCGAUCAAAAAUGCGCUACAGAGAUGCUGUUAUAGCUCUGGGUUACACGUGGAUGCACUCCAUGUCUUUUUCAGCGGUACCUACUUCUCUAUCGUGGGUGGAAUACCACCAACUUUAUGCCUCCUGCACCCUCUGCAACGGGAAAGCAAAUACCAGCCAGUUUAUUAUAUUUACGGUGGUAUUUCAUUCCCUUACUUUCCUCCUGUCUUUGGUAGUGCUGUGCUUUACUUACCUUAAAGUUCUCAAAGUAGCGCGCUUCCACUGUAAACGGAUUGACAUUAUUACAAUGCAGACCCUGGUGCUUUUAGUGGACAUACAUCCAAGUGUUCGGCAGCGUUGUCUAGAGGAGCAGAAAAGGCGAAGGCAGAGAGCCACGAGGAAAAUCAGCACUUUUAUUGGCACAUUCGUUCUGUGCUUUGCACCAUAUGUGAUAACAAGAAUGGUGGAACUAUUCCUGGUGCCCCCCAUCGACCGCCACUGGGGAAUCGCUUCCAAGUGCCUGGUUUACAGCAAGGCGGCCUGUGACCCCUUUGUUUACUCACUGCUGCGGCGUCAGUACAGGAAGACGUGCACUGACAUCAUUAACCGGAUCCGGAAAGGACGCUCUCUCGACACAUACGGAAACUGGGAUGAGAAUCGGAGGACCUGUGUAGUCCCGACUGCGGAGUGAAGGUCUCAGGAGGGCACGGAGGAAAGUCUGUGAAGGACACUUAGCUUAGUACCUGCUAGACUCAAAAAACUAUGGUACAGCGUGCUGAGAAAAUGGGACGAGGAUUUUUUGCUUCAUUUACAUUUGUACGUACACUUUUUGUACUUAAAAUACUAAACGUGAUGAGAAAUAGAUCGUUUCAUCAAUUCUUCAUCCCUAGAUAACAAAAAUACACAAUACGAAAGAGUAAAACCGUCAGAGUAUACUAGAAAUUAAAAUCCCCUCACUAGCAGUCUUAUUUUGUAGCCAAAAAAAAACUUGAAUUGAGUUGUACCGUCUGUAAUGUAAAAAAACGUUUCAUUUUCUAUAGAUCAAAAGUCAGAGGUGGAAAGUUCAGGUCCAGAAAAUAAAAUUACAGACAAGAUUUUGUUUCAAUCAACCAGUUGAACAUAAAGAGUCACAGUCACAGAGUAUUCAGCUGUUUGGCUGAAAUUAAACCUGGAUUUUGUACUUUUUAGACCUGAACUUUCCACCUCUGUCAAAAAAGUAUGAUAAUGUAACUGGUUCUUCAGUUAGUUUUAGUGUCUAAUUAACUUGACCAGUUGAGGAAUUGAUUUUAUAUCAUUCAGGCCUUCUUGCUUUAUUACCUCUAACAACACAAUUCGUUUGUCUUCCAUGCGUAUCGUUGCUUUUAUGAAGGUGUAGACAUGUUUUUGCACAAUGUAAAAAUUGGCAUGACCUUCAGUUUAUUAGAUAAUAGUGCUCAGAUUCAGCUGUAAAGCCUAAAACACUUCUAUAGAUUUUUCCUCAUAUCAAAAGUGGUCAUUUAGGUAUACACGGAGUGUAUUUACUACACGCAGUGGUGUAUUUACUACAACCAAGAGCCCAUUAGUGAAUUUUAUAGGAAAUGUCCCUUGUAUCAGAAUGUUUUUGCUUCCCUUCGGUGUAUGAGCUGAGAGUUCUAAAAUGAAUUGAGUAGAAUGAGGAAGACUUUAUAGAGGAGAAAACAAUUAUAAUUGGGACAGUUUCCUCUCCCUGUGAAGUUCCGCACCCCCCCCACCAACUGCAGCAUAAACAAGGCGAUUGGCUUGGCUUGGCUUGGUAAUGGAUGUUCGGCACUGGAUGUAUACCGUAUGCUCAGUUUCUCAGACUUGCAACAUUCGAUGUACACGUCUUUAAUUUAUUUGUUCCUUGAUAAGAGGCUGCAUACAUGUGAAAAUACCUGAAUAAAAGGCACAAAUAAAUCUUCGGUUGCUGAC
Molecule: messenger RNA, 2362 nt
Organism: Paramormyrops kingsleyae
Lineage: Eukaryota; Metazoa; Chordata; Actinopteri; Osteoglossiformes; Mormyridae
Product: G-protein coupled receptor 26-like
Biological process (GO): adenylate cyclase-activating G protein-coupled receptor signaling pathway
Cellular component (GO): membrane
Molecular function (GO): G protein-coupled receptor activity
Source: RefSeq, a predicted model, not a curated record